Messenger RNA from Trypanosoma conorhini, 3414 nucleotides. RefSeq lists its product as uncharacterized. The coding region runs from base 1 to 3414 and encodes 1137 amino acids. NCBI's taxonomy places the organism in Eukaryota, Euglenozoa, Kinetoplastea, Trypanosomatida, Trypanosomatidae. The record is from RefSeq and is a predicted model, not a curated record. The transcript has a single exon.
AUGGACUUGAACCCCCUCGAGGCCGACUACGACCUCUACACGGUUGACAGGACGUUCGUCCUGUCACUGUUUCACGGCUUCUGCACGGCGGUGCCGGCGGAGGUGCGGAGGCAGCUGGCAACGACCGAGGUGGACGCCGUGCAGCACGUGCUGAUCCUGCGGCCCAGGCUGACGAGCUUCACGCACCGCUGCAACAUCUCCCUGCGACACCCGGCCGUGUCGAUGGCGGCGCGGCUGUACUACAACAAACAGCGCGCCGCUCUCGAGGAGGAGCGAGGGCCGCUUGGCGAGGACAUGGCAGGGAACACGUCCCUGCACGCGGGCUCCACGGCCGCGCGUGGGAGCGUGAUGGGGCGCCGCUACUCGCGGCGUGUGUCGUUGCAGGGACCCGCGGAGUUUGCGAAGCCGAUCACGCUGCAGCAGCUGGCGCGAAACAACUGGGAGCUGGUGGCGUCCUGCUACGAUGUCAUGCUGCGGAAUUCGCAGCCUCGUCGUAUUGCGACGUGGGCCAUCGCGUCGAACGAGUUCGUGAACGAUGUUAUCUGCCGCUACUGGGAGCGCAUCACGGUGCCCCCGGGCGAUGUCGAGCUAAGCCCCCGCUUUGACCUCGGCCACAAGUCGGCCUCCGUUUCCGUCAGCUUGGAGGGCGGCAAUGCGACGUACGCCACACGGAUGACCGCCUCGCAGUACGUCUACUUGCAUCUCCGCAUUGCAGGCGUUUUGCUCCCGCCCUCCUCGCUGCAGGCGGAGAUACUGGACUCCAUCAUUCUCGACCUACGCAUGGAUGCCACGCUGAGCCAGAGCCCCGCCGGGUUGUCGUUUGGGCGGGCACCGGAGCUCUACGGCAACCGAGCCAACGAGGACGCCCUCGCGGAGGAUUCGCAGGGCCUGGAGUCCUCUUCCGAGGUCUCCCAUUGCCCCGGCGAGGACACCCUCGCGCAGCUGACGGAGAUCGCGGGGAAGUCGAAGGUCGCCUCAGACGUGAACAACUUCAACACCUCCCUCGCCGACCUUCCCGACAUCAGCUUUGGCCAGUUUUGGCAAUCCAUGCUGGAGCUCUCCGACAACUGGACAAGCACCUCGCACCCGAUGGAGCACGCCGCGUUCUUGAUGGAGCUCUACUGCGAGGUGUUUGCCCACGAGUGGGACGACGAGGAGUUGGCCCUCCUCAAGGCGCUGCGCGCCACCACCGAGGCCCGCCAGCAGGAGGAUCUCCUCUCGCUCAUGGACGACGAGGAGAGGAGCCUGUACCUGCUCUCCGAGUUCAACCACAUGAUGUGGUCCAUCGGCGAGUACGCCAUCUCGGGGUCCUCGUACCAGCCGAGCAUCCCGAUCCUCCGGCGGCCGCCGUCCGCCGGCGAGGUCCCCACCGCGGCCAGUUCCCUCCUUCCGGGGUCGGCCGACAAGACGCGGGGCUCCUCGCGGACCUCGUGGAGGUCCGAGGAGCGGCAGGGUUCCGGGCUGCACCGGGACAAGCACAGAUCGUCGUACCGGGGCAGCAGCGACUCGCGCCGGCGCAGCGAAUCGCGCCGGCGCAGCGGCGAUGACGAGGAAAUUGAGGGGGAUGAGGCGGAGGCGAGGAGGAAGAGCGGGCGGCGAGGGAGAAGGUCGCGCCGCGGAGGCAAGGAAGGGGUUGGCGCGGGUGCAGGCUCCCUUGACCGCAGCGAGGCCUCGGAAGAAGAGAGCGCACGCCGGCGACGCCGGAAACGCCACCACGGCGGCAGCUUAGAGGGAGGCGGGGACGAGGGCUACGAGUCCGAGGAGCUGCUGGAGGGGGAGCGGCGCCUCGUGGGCGAAGCCCGCAGCGGCCGCGAGCGGUACAGGCGCAGCACGUCGGGAAGGGACGGGCAGCGCCUCUCCCAGCACGCCUCUGGCCUCUCUCGGCAAGCCUCUGGCUUCUCCGCGUCAGCGAGUUCGCGCGCCUCGGCGGGGCCGCAGCUUCGGCGAGCUUCUUCCGCUGGGCGGGCCCGUCGGCGUCGCAGCGGCUCUGCCAGAGUCUCUCGCGCAGAAGAAGAAGGGGAGGAGGAGGAGGAGGAGGAGGAGGAGGAGGCCGUGGAAGCCGGCGGUGUCCGUCGCAGGCGGCGAACGCGUGGGCGGGAAGACGCAAAAGGGCACAAACGCGACGAGGAGAGCGAAAGUGACGAGUUCUCAUGGGGCACGGCGUCGAGUUCGUUCUACUCGCGACCGGACGAUGAGUUGACGCCCAAGUCGCUCGCGGAACGGCAGCAGGAGCGGGCGCGGCGUCGGCAGGAGCAGGCGCGGCGUCGGCAGGAGCGGGCGGAACGGCAGCAGGAGCGUUUGGAGCAGCGUAAGCAGCGAGAGGAGGAGCGUCGCCGCCUCUCAGCGCUCACGCCGGCGGAAGAGAUCAGUAAGCGGCGUGAUGAAAUUGUGCGAAGUCUGCAAGCGAAGGGCAUCUACAUUAGUGGGGGCAUCCUCUCAGACGAGGAUGUCUUGCAACUCAGCGAAAACGUCUUCAAUGAGGAGCUGCUGCGGCGACUGCUGGAGGGCGCCGGGUACGCGACGGGGGAGAUGAAGGAGUCCGACUUCCUACACAUCUUGUUUGGGGAGCAGGGGCCACCGCCGGCUGGGGUGAGUGCCGCGGCGCGAGGGCGUGUUCUCGACGCACUGCGCGCGCUGCCGCAACGGCGACCACCAGAGACGGCGUACGCCCGCCUUCGCCGCGAGCGGCAGGAGAAGCUGCUGCGCGAGCGGGCGAGGGCCGCCGCCAUUGCCGCCGCGGAGAGCCAACGAGAGGAGCGGGGCCGUGCCCGCGAGGAGGCGGAGAGAUCCGGCUCCUUCUUCUCGGCGUGGUUGGAAGAGGCGGAGUCCGAGGGCUCCGAGUUUUUGCCCGUCGCCCCGCCCCAGCGUCCGCCGCGCGGCAAGGGAGAAGUGCUCCCCAUCGUACAGCCACCACCGCCGCCGGAGGCCGAGUUAUUCGCGGGGCUGUGGCCACCCUCCAUGCGGCGUGGGGCGCGGCGGCCCACGCGGGCCGGUUUGCCCCCCCACCUCGGGGCGCUGCGCGGGGAGGAGGUGGCGCUGGAGGUGUUGCCCCACUUGGCGCGGGAGCCGCCGGAGGGGCUGCACGAGCACUCACCGGCGCAGCUGGCGCUGUUUUACCGCGACAUUGAACCCCACCGGCCCUUCAAGGGACGUGCGCCGCUGGCGCAGCCGACCUCCAUCCUCGGCGGCACGUACCACCAGCUGUCCACGCUCCGGCUGUCGCGGGGCGCGGGCCGGCGGGGGACGCAGGACGCCCUCGCACCGCAGUCCUCGUCCCCGCCCCGGUGUGCGCCGGUCAAGCUGUUUUCACUCACGACCAAAACGUCUUUUGCAGAGGCGCUUCGCGAGAGUCUACGGCGCUACUUCGACGACAAGGAGUACCUGGAGAACAUCUACGGGAGUCAUGCUAAGUGA